This is a messenger RNA of Zea mays, 1435 nucleotides long. Its product is annotated as probable carboxylesterase 15. The coding region runs from base 294 to 1316 and encodes 340 amino acids. The record is from RefSeq and is a predicted model, not a curated record. Lineage: Eukaryota; Viridiplantae; Streptophyta; Magnoliopsida; Poales; Poaceae. Gene Ontology annotation, molecular function: hydrolase activity. The transcript has a single exon.
UUUAGAUUGAUUUAAUAUAUGCAUCGUGUCAUCAUGUACACUUCUCUUUUCUUCCACCCCAAGCAAUUCCCAUCGGAGCCCAAACCUACCACAGCUUGCACACUCACCACCGCCACCUGAGUUCGGUGUACACAAAACGAUCUUUUGACAAGUCAUAACGACGACUGCAACUGCAACUAGCUGCAGUAGUAGUUUCCCUUUUAUAUAAAUGGCAGGAAUACAAGAUACACCUUCAAUUCUUGAAACCUUGGAUCAUCGGUGAACUGCCGUUUCACGCAGUCGAGUCGAGCACCAUGUCCAGUGCUCCGGCACCACGCGUCGUCGAGGACUACCGCGGCGUCAUCCAGCUUCUCAGCGACGGCACCGUCGUCCGCUCCGACCCCGCCGUGCUGCGACCGUCCGGCGAGCACUUCCCUGACGUCCCGGGCGUCCAGUGGGAGGACGUCGUGUAUGACGCCGCGCACGGCCUCAGCCUACGCGUGUACCGUCCGGCCGCGGCCACCGCCACCGCCGGUGACGCCGCCAGGGAGGAGGAGAAGAAGAAGAAGCUGCCGGUGCUCAUGUACUUCCACAGCGGCGGGUUCUGUCUGGGGACGUUCUCGCAGCCCAACUUCCACGCCGGGAGCCUCCGCCUCGCGUCGGAGCUGCCCGCCGUCGUGAUCUCCGCCGACUACCGCCUCGGGCCCGAGCACCGCCUCCCCGCCGCCAUCGACGACGCCGCGGCCGCCCUGUCCUGGCUACGCGAGCAGCGCCAUCCGUGGCUCGCCGAGUCGGCCGACUUCACCCGCGUGUUCGUCGCCGGCGAGUCGUCCGGCGCCAACAUGUCGCACCACGUCGCGGUGAGGCACGGGUCGUCCGGCGGCCAGCUCGCCCUCGCCCUCGCGCCGCUGCGCGUCGCCGGGUACCUCCUGCUGACGCCGUUCUUCGGCGGGGCCGUGCGCACCGCGGCCGAGGAGGCCUCGCCGCCGCCCGGUGCGCCGUUCACGCCCGAAAUGGCCGACAAGAUGUGGCGCCUGUCGCUCCCGGCCGGCGCGACCAUGGACCACCCCGCCACGAACCCGUUCGGCCCCGACAGCCGCGCGCUAGGCCCCGUGGCGUUCCCACGGGUGCUCGUGGUGUCCGCCGGCCGCGACUUCCUCCACGAGCGCGUGCUGCGCUACGCGGCGAGGCUCCGGGAGAUGGGGAAGCCCGUGGAGGUCUACGUCUUGGAGGGGCAGGAGCACGCCUUCUUCUCCCGCCAGCCUUGGAGCGAGGGCACCGACGAACUCAUCCGAGUCGUGCGGCGCUUUGUUUACACAGAGAACGGCGUGGAGUGAAACUACUAGUGCAGAAUAAGCUGGCGUUUGCUGUUUGGUCACUUUGGUUUUUUUUUAAAGUGAAAUGGUGUUUGGUCAGUUAGUUUAAUAAAAACGUCUGGUUCUUGAAACCUUACUUC